Messenger RNA from Malus domestica (apple), 1502 nucleotides. RefSeq lists its product as uncharacterized. NCBI's taxonomy places the organism in Eukaryota, Viridiplantae, Streptophyta, Magnoliopsida, Rosales, Rosaceae. The record is from RefSeq and is a predicted model, not a curated record. Gene Ontology annotation, cellular component: membrane.
UAGUCGUCGCCAACGAACGACCAAACCAACACAAAUAAACACCUUCCAGAACCACCACAAAUGUCGUCCAUCUUAUCACGAUUGCACUUCCCAAUUCGGAACAACUGAUUCUGGGUUCUCACUGAAAGUCUUCAUCUCCGACAAUGGCGCUGCAAGUUUACUGGUACGACUUCGUCUGCUUCGCCAUUGUUGGGGUUUCUUUUGUGGCCGCGUUGUGGGUGAUUUGGCGGAAGGAAGGAGCUUCGAAGAGGUUCGAAGACAGCACCAUGUACGACAGCCUUCUGGUGACCCGCCCCGAAAGCCAUGUGUUUGUCAGCGCCCUGCCGAAGGGCCACGUCAGCACUUCCCAGCUCUGGACUAGCUGCUGGAAAGGGAUCCACCCCGGCUGGCUCUUCGCGUCUCGGUUCGUCUCGUUUCUGGCUUUGGCUGGGUUCUUGGCUUGGGAUCUUGUCAAAUGGAGUCCUUCCAUUUUCACUUACUACACCGAGUGGACAUUUACACUGGUUAUGAUCUAUUUUGCGCUGGGAACUCUAGUGUCUGGGUACGGUUGUUGGUUAUCCUUAAACAAGCCCCCCACUGGAAAUGGGACAAGGACGGAAGCUUUGAGAAGGGAAGUGGAAGAGAAUAAUGGAACUGCAAAUACCUAUAGGCAAAAGGGAAAUAACGGUACCAUCAAAUUGCAAAGCCAGUAUGCUCUGGAGGAAAUUCAGAAACGAACAGGAUUUUGGGGUUAUCUUAUGCAAAUUGCGUUCCAGACUUGUGCAGGAGCUGUUGUCCUCACAGAUAUCGUCUUUUGGUGUGUCAUCCUUCCAUUUUUAUCAAAUGCUCACCUUGGCCUCAAUACGUUGAUGUGUUGCAUGCAUACGCUAAAUGCAGCGUUCCUUCUUCUGGAUACCAUUCUUAACAGCCUUCCAUUUCCAUGGUUCCGCAUUUCAUAUUUUGUCCUCUGGAGCUGCAUCUACAUUGCCUUCCAGUGGAUCAUUCAUGCAUUAGGUUUCCAAUGGUGGCCGUAUCCAUUCCUUGAGCUCGAUACGCCAUGGGCUCCACUAUGGUAUUUUUGUGGGGCCGUGGUUCACAUCCCUUGCUAUGGGAUUUUUGCACUGAUUAUAAAGGCAAAGUAUUCACUUCUGCCCAAUGGUUUCCCCACGCUUUUGUGAGGCCUUACUAGUAGAGAUUAGCUGCUUUCUUCCUUAUCGUCUCCUGCCUCCAGAAAGGGCGUACGUUCUCUGUCCUACAUCGUCUUACUCGGACGAGUAACUUUCGCCUAAUCUUGUGUUUUAUUUAAAAGAGAAACUUACAGUUGGAACUUGGGAAUGAUUUAUCAUGGUGAUCGAAUCCAACCCCCUCCCCUCCCUCUGCAUAUUUUACAAUUUACACUGUUAUUGUUAAGUAGUUGCAACUUGGAUCAAUCUAUUAGGAAAUGUAUUCCAUUGAAUAAUGAUAAGAUUACAUCGGCUGGUAUUUAUACAAUAGCUGUGCACUUGACAGCUCCCCAUAACAAA